Molecule: messenger RNA, 4869 nt
Organism: Tripterygium wilfordii
Lineage: Eukaryota; Viridiplantae; Streptophyta; Magnoliopsida; Celastrales; Celastraceae
Product: myosin-2-like
Exons: 24
Coding region: 777-4451 (1224 amino acids)
Biological process (GO): vesicle transport along actin filament; actin filament organization
Cellular component (GO): cytoplasm; vesicle; myosin complex
Molecular function (GO): ATP binding; microfilament motor activity; actin filament binding
Source: RefSeq, a predicted model, not a curated record
UUACGAUCCUACACCCUGUAAUUUCAUCCAAAACUCGCACCAAAUUCGCGAAUUUUUGGUAUGUCUUACAGCUUUUCAGGUCAGCAUCACUUGCUCUCUCUCUCUGUAGUGUUGUUGUCAAUACCUAUGUCUUCCUACUGAUUAUUCCCAAAAAUAGCUCUAUUUUAUUUAAAAAUAUAAUCAAUAUUUCAUCCUUUUACUACCAGAUCUAAACGGUUUUCGGCACCAACCUCGAAAUUUUUGACUUUGUUUGUAAAAACCUUCGAAGCAACUGCAACAAAUCCUUCAAAGUAAGCUCUUGCAAUUCUGUUUCAGAAACAGAAGCCAAAGAGGUGUUUGUUUCUCGAGAAAGUAUGUUUUUGCUUCAGUAUUUCUGUUGUUCCCGCGUUAGUUAUCAAUGGACCUGUGUUAUAUAUCUACAAGCUUUUCUCUUCCUCAACGACCUCGACCCUUCUUUUCUUUUGUUUCCUGAUCUCCUAACUGACGCUCUCGCACUAUGUAAAUCCGUUUCAGUGACUUCUUCUUGCUAAAUUUUGUCUCUUUACGCGACAACGAAGCAGGAAGUGAUUAAAAGUAACGCCAACAUUUUGUUGGCCUUGGUUUUCGAGUUGGCCAGAGUUUUAUGCGUGAAGUUUUGAUCGGAAUUAGGGUUUUUUGAGUUUUUGAAUGUCUCCAAUGCGGUGCUUGUGAGACAAGAAUUUCUACUCGGGGAGGAAGAAAGUGGGAAUUGUUGAGUGUAAGUGGUGGUAGUAGGGUUUAAAUUUGUGGGAUUAGAGAUGAUGUUAUCAGCGACGACGCCGAUGGGGACGGGUAGGAGCUCGUUGGAGGAGAUGCUGAACUCGCUCCGGCGCCGGGAUGAGGCCGAGAAGCCAAAGGACCUCCCGCCGGCACUGCCAGCACGGCCCACGUCCAGGGGGCGGCUGCCCUCAGCACGACGCUCACUUCCAACAGACUUCAAGGUCUGUGGCAAUGAUGAUGGAAAAGGUGUCGGGAAUGGCGGAGUGGCCAAUGAGGUCAAAGGGAAGGAGGAGGGGAAGAGGAAGGAGAAGGAGUUAGGGUCGAAAAUGGUAAGCUUUGGGAGCAAGAAGAUGAAGAGAGAGCGGAGUGUGGAUUCUUCACCUUAUGUGGACGAGGAAGGGAAGAAUCCGCAAUUGCAGGGUUUGGAAACUUCAAAUUGCAUGUCCGAGGCAGGUUCCACGCAAAAAAUGAAAGAGCCAGAGUGGGAUGAUAACAUCGAUUAUUUUAUCAAGAAGAAACUCCGUGUUUGGUGCCGGCUACCCUGUGGGAGGUGGGAAUUGGGUGUCAUACUAUCAACUUCAGGGGAGGAAGCAUUCAUUACCCUUUCAAAUGGAAAUGCUGCGAAAGUGGCCACAGGAGAACUCUUGCCAGCUAACCCAGAUAUCCUAGAGGGUGUGGAUGAUCUCAUGCAACUUAGCUAUUUGAAUGAGCCAUCAGUUCUUCAGAAUCUCCACUUCAGAUAUUCUCAGGAGAUGAUUUAUAGUAAAGCAGGACCACUGCUGAUUGCUGUCAAUCCUUUCAAAGAAGUCAAUAUAUAUGAACAUGAUUUUGUCACAGCUUACCGACGUAAAGUCAUGGACAGCCCUCAUAUCUAUGCUAUAGCAGAUACUGCUUAUGAUGCGAUGAUGAGAGAUGAAGUAAACCAAUCCAUAAUUAUUAGUGGGGAAAGCGGUGCUGGGAAAACCGAGACUGCAAAAUUUGCGAUGCAGUACUUGGCUGCCCUUGGUGGUGGCAGUGGCGGAAUUGAGUAUGAAAUCCUUCAGACAAAUCUUAUACUUGAAGCAUUUGGGAAUGCAAAGACAUCCAGGAAUGAUAACUCAAGCCGAUUUGGGAAGUUGAUUGAAAUUCAUUUUAGCACAUCGGGGAAGAUAUGUGGUGCUAAAAUCCAAACUUUUCUCUUAGAGAAGUCAAGAGUAGUGCAGCUGGCUGCUGGUGAAAGAUCAUACCAUAUAUUUUAUCAAAUAUGUGCUGGUGCUUCAUCAAGUCUUAGAGCAAUGCUGAGCCUCAAAAGGGCGAGUGAUUACCACUAUCUUAACCAGCGUGAAUGCUUGGCCAUUGAUGGUGUUGAUGAUGCCCAAAGAUUUUGUAAGCUUAUGGUAAUAGAGGAAGCUUUAGACAUAAUUCAGAUCUGCAAAGAAGAUCAAGAGCAGGUAUUUGCAAUGCUUACUGCAGUAUUAUGGCUGGGAAACAUAUCAUUUCAAGUAAUUGACAGUGAAAAUCAUGUGCAAGUGUUGAAUGACGAAGCUGUAAAUAUUGCUGCCAGGCUUUUGGGUUGCAGUACACAGGAGUUGAUGCUGGCUUUAUCUAUGCAUAAAAUCCAAGCUGGGAAGGAUAUCAUUGCUAAAAAGUUGACACUGCAGCAGGCAAUUGAUGUGAGAGAUGCACUUGCAAAGUUUAUUUAUGCAAGUUUGUUUGACUGGCUUGUGGAACAAAUCAACAUGUCACUUGAAGUGGGCAAACAGUGUAGUGGGAGAUCCAUAAGUAUCCUUGAUAUUUAUGGGUUUGAGUCAUUUAAGAAGAAUAGCUUUGAACAAUUUUGCAUCAAUUAUGCAAAUGAAAGGCUGCAGCAACAUUUCAAUCGACAUCUUUUCAAGCUCAAGCAGGAGGAAUAUGAGCUGGAUGGGGUUGAUUGGACUAAAGUUGAUUUUGAGGACAACCAAGAAUGCUUGAAUCUCAUUGAGAAGAAGCCUAUAGGGCUGCUUUCUUUGUUGGAGGAGGAAUCAAAUUUCCCCAAGGCUACUGAUUUGACUUUUGCCAAUAAGCUUAAGCAGCAUUUAAGUACUAAUCCUUGCUUUAAAGGAGAAAGAGGCAGGGCAUUUGGGGUUCAUCACUAUGCCGGAGAGGUCCAAUAUGAUACAAAUGGCUUUCUGGAAAAGAAUCGAGAUCUAUUGCACUCUGAUUUCAUUCAACUCCUAUCAUCAUGCAGUUUGCAAUUACCACGAUUGUUUGCCUCGAAAAGGCCUCACAACUCCCAGAAAAUGCCAAACACGUCAUGUCAGUUAGGUUCUCUGGACUCCCCAAUGCAGAGUGUUGGCACAAAGUUCAAGGGCCAACUUUUCAAAUUAAUGCAUCAGUUGGAGAAUACCACACCUCAUUUCAUUUGCUGUAUAAGACCAAAUAAUAAACAGCUUCCUGGCAUAUAUGAAGAAGACCUUGUCUUUCAACAGCUCAAGUGUUGUGGAGUUUUGGAGGUUGUUAGGAUCUCGAGAUCUGGAUAUCUUACUCGAGUGACACAUCAAGAGUUUGCUGAAAGGUAUGGUUUUCUACUUUUGGAGACAAACAUUCCUCAGGAUCCAUUGAGUGUAUCAGUCGCUAUUCUACAACGGUUUAAUGUCCUCCCCGAAAUGUAUCAAGUUGGUUAUACCAAAUUGUUUCUGCGUACAGGGCAGAUUGGUGCCUUCGAGGACAGGAGAAAACAAGUUCUAAGAGGUGUAGUAGGAGUUCAGAAGCGUUUUCGUGGUUGCAAGGAUCGUCGCUACUUUCAUGAACUCAAGAAAGGAGUUGUUGCAUUACAAUCGUGUAUACGUGGUGAAAAUAGCAGAAGGCAUUAUGAUAUCACGUCAAGGAGGUGCACCACUAAUUCUCUGCAGACACUUGAUAAGAUGCUGAUGGCAGCUGUUCAUUUACAAUCUGUGCUUCGAGGAUGGUUGGCGCGGAAGCAAUUCAGAGAAAUGAGAAACUGUAAAAAGUCGAAUCAUGAGCCUACAAAAACCAAGCGGAAUCAGAACAAUAAGAUUUCUGAAGUGAAGGAUGUUUCACAACAGGAGAUUCCGGUUUUACCUUCGGCUCUGGCAGAGCUUCAAAGGAGGGUUCGCAAGGCCGAGGCAACUCUUGGGCAAAAGGAAGAGGAAAAUGCAGCUCUAAGGGAGCAAUUACAACAGUUUGAGACCAGGUGGUCAGAAUAUGAGGCAAAGAUGAAAAGAAUGGAGGAAAUGUGGCAAAAGCAGACGUCAUCUUUGCAAAUGAGCCUAGCUGCAGCCAGAAAAAGUCUUACUGCUGACAGCACUGCAUGUCAACCUGGAAGACAUUCUACCUCUCCUCUCUGUUAUGAUUCGGAGGAAAUUAUGUCUACUGGAUCUCGAACUCCAGGUACGCCCAUCAAAUUUUCUACAGCCACCCCUGAUGUUGGAGCCGGCAGAGAGACGAUUAGAAAUAUCAGUGUGAUGGGCAAUCUUGUCAAGGAAUUUGAGCUGCAGAGGCAGUCUUUCGAUGAUGAUGCAAAAGCUCUCAUUGAGGUCAGAGCGACGCAAUCUGCUUCCCAUAUUACUCCUGAUGAAGAGCUACGAAAGUUGAAAUUCAGGUUUGAAACAUGGAAGAAAGAGUACAAGGUUAGAUUACGGGAAACCAAGGCAAGGCUUCAUAAACUGGGGCAUGCAGAUGCUGACAAAAGUCGUCGAAAAUGGUGGGGGAAGAUCGGAUCAAGAGCAUCUUAGACAUUCAUUUCUUGGCGAUCAUACCCUUGGUAUGGAAAAAGAGACGUAAUGACAGAAGAAACUCUUUAAUAACGGCCCAGAGAUAUAUUCUCGAGUGCUCAUCUCUGUCCUGUCUAUGCCUACCAUGGUCGAUAAUUCUACAUGGCAACGGUUUCUCAGUCCAACUAGUCCGGCCGGUCUUUCAACCGGUCUCCCGGCUCCCUGCAUGCGGCUUACGCUUGGAGUAAUUGAAUUGUGUACCUACAGUUCUUGUCUCAUGGUACUCCUGAACAUGUGCAUAUCCAAAUAGGAACUUGUUGAUAGUUUAGGCUAUUUCUGUAUAUUUUCAUUAGUAUGUCUAGCUUUUCUGGGGCCUGUUAUUCAAUAUAUGAACAUCAAACAAUGAUUAUGUUCUUCAAUUCUGUUUUUUUAAAUUAUC